Molecule: messenger RNA, 2681 nt
Organism: Ochlerotatus camptorhynchus
Lineage: Eukaryota; Metazoa; Arthropoda; Insecta; Diptera; Culicidae
Product: brain acid soluble protein 1-like
Exons: 3
Coding region: 200-1264 (354 amino acids)
Source: RefSeq, a predicted model, not a curated record
UUCGUUCGACUGCCUCGCCACAGAGAACAAACUGUACGACGACGACGGUGUGUGCGCGAGAUUUUGGUGGUAGCCUACAAAGAGCGCGUUCGCGAUACGUUUUAUGUUAUUUUGACCCUGGUGCAAAGCGCGGAUCCGAAAUACACGGAACUCUCCAAUUGUGAAAGCGUCAGCUAAAGGAUUUCAUCGGAACAGAAGGAUGUCGGAUUCGAUUACUACGGAGUCAGUGGCCCCAGCAGCGGCUGCACCAGCCCCGGCGGAAGCUGAAGUGAAAACGCCGACCAAGCGUACGCCAUCGAAGCGUAAGAACGAUGCAUUCCAGAGGGAAAGUGAAGAGUUACUAAAGACCAUGGGCAUGGACCCCUCGGAGGAAGGUGGACGGCGGCUGCGUACUCGGGCCAGUGCACGUGGAAUCAGUGCUCCAGCAACCCCAGCUACUCCCCCGGCCAAGAAAGCUCGUACGGCAGCCACUCCUUCCAAGCGUGGCCGAGGGAAAAAGGAAGAUGACGAUGAGGAGAAGUCGCCGGAAACCGAUACUAAAACACCGAAGAAGCGUGGACGUCCCUCUGCUAAGGACAAGCUCGAUGCUGAUGAAGAGAAGCAUGACGAAGAGGAAGCCGAGGAGGAGAACACUGAUGAGGCAGAUGGCAAGAAGGAAGAAGAAUCAAAGGCCGAGGCAAAUGAUGUGCAUGACAAGACGGAAAAGAAGGAAGACAAAGUUGAUGUUGUUGUAAAUAGCACAGAAAAGGAAGAGGCAUCUAAGGACGAGUCCAAACCGGCAAAAUCAGCUCCGGAAAAGAUGGACGUGGACGAAGAUAAACCCGCAAAGGAACAAAGUCAAGAUGCUAAAAAAGCAGAAUCGACACCUUCGGAAAAGCCAACGACAGAAUCGGCCGCCGCCGAGGAAAAACCGAAACCUGCAGAACCGGAACCUGCCGCCAAGCCAGUGGAAGAAGAUGUACCUGCCCCUCCCGCUGAAGAACCGAAAAAGGAAGCCGAACCUGCCACGGCAGAAGCAACCGUGACGGAUGGUAACGGCAGUUCGACGCCAGCUGCAGAAAAACCAGCUGCUCCGGUGGAUUCAAAGCCUACGCCCAAAAAGGCGGCCCCAGUUGCCAACGAUGUUAGCAGCACAGAGGCGGAAAAGACGAACAAUGACGUUGCACCGGCGCCGGUGGAGGAAACGAAGGUGGAAAAUUCCGCAGAGCCCAAGAUUGUACCAUCGGAGACGACAACGGCCGAACCAACUGCGGCGGCACAGUAAAGAACCGGACGCGUAGUCGUGCUCCUUCUGCACCUACACAGAUAACACACACACACAUACAAAACGUUGAUCAUCAUUUCCUUCGCGCAAUUUACCUUGUUCUAGGAGAUCAUUCAUGAACAACUAUCUUCUUUUCUCGAUACGAUCAGUCCACCCGCAAUUGGCAAAGAAGAGUUCCAAAAGGAAGAAAUCAACGGUUAGAAUUCUAACCCACAACAUACAUCAGCGUCCAACAGAUGUGCAUUUCAGAAAAAAAUUUCUAUCAUUUAAAAUUCUUCUCUUUGUCAGGAAUACAAAAUGCUACUUCUGCGCUGCUGGAUCCUCAAAUACUUGGACCAAAACAAGUAUGCAAUCGGGUCCAGAAGUAGUUAUACCAGCUCACUAUCUUAGUAGGUAUUUGUUUUUUUUUUUCAUUGCGGUAGGAAUUCAAAGUAUGGUUUUAUUUCCUUCUUCAACAAUUUUAUAAAAUUUGAAACAAUUUGUAGAAGUGCAGCACGAGUAUUGAAGAAACUUAUUACGGAAUAAGAUGUACGAUUUCUACACACCUGAGACAGAUUCGAUCCAUUGGAAUGUGGCAACAGAUCGAUAGCAUUAGGGCAAUAUUGAUGUUUCGUUUUUCAGUUUUGUUUUAUUGUUCAGAUGGAAGGAAAUAGAAUUUAGUAGAACAGAUUGAGAGAUCACUGUGAAGUAUAUAGAUGUUAAGCGCAAACAACUUAGAUUCUGACCUGGAAAACAAUUUAAAUGUAGAAUUUUUAAUUUGCUGAUUUCUUCAACCUCCACCACAGUGUAAUGUAGUGGUUAGUAAAGAUGACACCUGAAAUACUAUCUAACUUGUUGGAGUUAUUUCUGCUGUAUCUUUGCUACCUGAACUUGAUGUAACGAAUCCAUAGUACGGCUGGUUAAAACAGGGGGCAAAAUAGUUCGGUUUUUAGCCUCACAAAAAGAGUUUUUUUUCUGUAUUUAAUUUCUUCAGGCGAAAACAAGGAUCUUAAAGAAUUUCAGAUUAAUAUUUUUGCCAUCUUAGAGAUAUGAUUUAUACAUUUAACAAAACAAAAAAGAAAACAUUAUUAAAAUGGUAAAAACGUUUGAGAAAUAAACACGCGAGUCUUGGAAAAACAAACAAAAAUGAUAAUCGAUUUUCAUAUUUUUUCGAACUGGCAGGAACCUGAGAACAUACACAUCUACACACAUAUACACAGGCAGACAAACAGGCAGGCACGUUUGCACCACGUAUCGUAUGUAUGUAUGUAUGUACAUAUGUUGUGCAUUGGUGUACGCGAAUGAAACAAAACACAAAGAAAAAAGAUAAGAGAAAAUACAAAAAAUACAUCUUUUUAACUAAUGUAUAGGUUAUUUUAUUAUUGUGUCGUGAAUGAGACCGAAAGAGAUGAUAAAUAUAGAAAUAUGGACAAACAAA